AGCAAGCAAGUGGCGGCUGGCCCAGCCAGCCUGAGCUUGGGCCUCCUCCAAGACUCGCCCCGCAGCAGGGCGGCGCACCCCGGGGAGCCUAUAAGGGCCUCUCUACCACCCUCACCGCUCACUCGAUCCCGAAGCCCUUCCUGCGCCUACGCCCCCCACUGCCCAGCCAUGGAGGCCAUCAAGAAGAAGAUGCAGAUACUGAAGCUGGACAAGGAGAAUGCCAUCGACCGGGCCGAGCAGGCGGAGUCAGAUAAGAAAGCUGCUGAGGAGAAGUGCAAGCAGGUAGAGGAGGAGCUGACGCACCUCCAGAAGAAGCUGAAGGGGACGGAGGAUGAGCUGGACAAAUACUCCGAGGACCUGAAGGACGCGCAGGAGAAGCUGGAGCUGACGGAGAAGAAAGCCUCCGACGCUGAAGGCGAUGUGGCAGCUCUCAAUCGACGCAUCCAGCUCGUCGAGGAGGAGUUGGACAGGGCUCAGGAACGACUGGCCACAGCCCUGCAGAAGCUGGAGGAGGCAGAAAAGGCUGCAGAUGAGAGUGAGAGAGGAAUGAAGGUGAUAGAAAACCGGGCAAUGAAAGAUGAGGAGAAGAUGGAGAUUCAGGAGAUGCAGCUCAAAGAGGCCAAGCACAUUGCUGAGGAGGCUGACCGCAAAUACGAGGAGGUAGCUCGUAAGUUGGUCAUCCUGGAGGGCGAGCUGGAGAGGGCAGAGGAGCGUGCCGAGGUGUCUGAACUAAAAUGUGGUGACCUGGAAGAAGAACUCAAGAACGUCACUAACAACCUGAAGUCGCUAGAGGCCGCAUCUGAAAAGUAUUCUGAAAAGGAGGAUAAAUAUGAAGAAGAAAUUAAACUUCUGUCUGACAAACUGAAAGAGGCUGAGACCCGUGCCGAAUUUGCAGAGAGAACAGUUGCAAAACUGGAAAAGACAAUUGAUGACCUGGAAGAAAAGCUUGCCCAGGCCAAAGAAGAGAACGUGGGCUUACAUCAGACACUGGAUCAGACACUAAACGAACUAAACUGUAUAUAACCAAAACAGAAGAGUUUUGUUCCAAAAGAAACUCCAGAGCUCCGUGUCUUUCUCUUCUCUUGUAAGAAGUUUCUUUUGUUAUUGCCUCUUCGCUUUGCUGGAAAUGUCAAACAAAUUAUGAACACAUGACCAAAUAUUUUGUAUCAGAGAAGCUUUGAGCACCAGUUAAAUCUAUUCCUUCCUUUUUUCAAAUGGCACCAGCUUUUUCAGCUCUAUUUUUAUCCUUAAAUUGCAUUUAUUCCUAAGGUAGGCAGGGUAUUUCAUAUUGAGCAUACUCUCUUAAGACUGAGGGCAUUUGGUUCCUGGGAGAAUAGACAACCUCACACUUUGAAAACACAGAUUCCGAUAUCUAGUCAUGGGUCAAUUUAAAAGGUUGAAGAAUAUCCACCAUCGGUCACAUUAUAGGAGGCCAGGGACCGUCACAUUAAAAUGGGUGGGGAUUUUCCAUCCAGAG
Kogia breviceps (pygmy sperm whale) is the source of this 1477-nucleotide messenger RNA. RefSeq names its product tropomyosin 4 (gene TPM4). Lineage: Eukaryota; Metazoa; Chordata; Mammalia; Artiodactyla; Physeteridae. The record is from RefSeq and is a predicted model, not a curated record. Gene Ontology annotation, molecular function: actin filament binding. Gene Ontology annotation, biological process: actin filament organization; muscle contraction. Gene Ontology annotation, cellular component: actin filament.